Messenger RNA from Blepharisma stoltei, 756 nucleotides. The record is from the annotation of a GenBank genome assembly. NCBI's taxonomy places the organism in Eukaryota, Ciliophora, Heterotrichea, Heterotrichida, Blepharismidae.
AUGUCCGCGGCCAAAAUCAAAAGAAAUAGUGAAGAACUCAGAAAAAUUAUUUUACCUGCCCUUGACGAGGAUUAUGUGAAGCAUCGGCAAAGAAUUUAUAAGAGAAUAGAAUCAACUUUUGAGUUAAACGAAAAAAACUGGAGGGAGCGGCAAACAAAUUUGGGUCAAGUUUCAAACGCACUUGAAAAUUUAAAAAGCGCAGUUGUGUCUACAGCUGAGAGCUUGCAGAUAAUUGAAGAGACUACGAUCCUAAAGAAAGAAGAAUUGCAAGCUUUAUGCUCUAUAAACACAAUUGACCUCUCAACGCUCCCAAAUGAGACUAAAAAAUUAGCAGAUUUAAUUUCAUAUUAUCGAGACAUCAGGACCAAAUUAGAAAUAGUUAGGAAAACACACCAUGAUAGACUUGGAAUGAAAAUUGAAAAAAUUGGUGAAAAUAUAAAGUUCAGCUUCGAAUAUAUCGCAAGAGAUAGAAAAACUGAGCAUAGUGUGACUCUUGCCCUUAAUAAUGAAAAAUAUCAAAUCGUCUCUUGCAUCCCAGAAAUUCCACGGCUUCAAGAUCUCGAAAUGGAGCUAAACUGGACUCUAUCUUUAGGUACUUUUUUAAAGAAAGUUAGAAAAGAAUUUACUAAUUCACCUUAUGCAAAAGGGUAUUUGUUUUACAUUAAGCACGCAUAAUAUUUUUAUUCUAUCAAAAUAGUUUUUUUAAAAUUUUCAGCCUUUAUUUGAUAAUAAUUUUUAUAUAAGCUUUAUGUAUAA